Molecule: messenger RNA, 4901 nt
Organism: Megalopta genalis
Lineage: Eukaryota; Metazoa; Arthropoda; Insecta; Hymenoptera; Halictidae
Source: RefSeq, a predicted model, not a curated record
GGCAAGUUACAACGACGAGGCGUAGAAGCGAUUGACCGACAGAACCAAGCCGCGUAUAAAUUCGUUUGUUUAGCGGAAGUCCACCUAACCUGAUCGGCGCGACAACAUGAAUUCUUAACAGUCACACCUCUUCUUUGGUCCGGUUCUCAAAAUUAAACGAGUUUAAAACUGAAACGUUUGUUUCCCCGAUUCCCGAACGAACGCGGGACUUUCGAUCGCUAGAGCACGCCGACGAUGAGCCGAACACGAUGAAUCGCCUGAAACACGUAUUAGGAUCCAACGUGUCCCACACAGUAUUAUCCCACGUCAUUAGCACGAGACGUAAUUCCGAUCUACGAUGGACCGCGUCCCGUGUGAAACGGGCUGUCGACCCGAAAUUCGCCGACAACGGGGAGCAGCGGGACAAUUCGGCUGGAUCGCAGAAACGCAGGCUGAAAUCGAGGACGAUCUUGGGCAAGAGAGCGUUGGAGAAAUACUCGGAAGAAGAACGUUUCCAGAAUCGUCGGAGAGCCUCGUGUCAGGCCAAGAAAUCGAGCUCCCAGUACAGCAAUCGCAAACAAGUUGGCAAACCAACGAAUUCUAAGAACGACGCGGAAAGCGUAGAAACGGCCGUGAUCGAGGACGAGGCAGGAUCGUACGCGCGGAUGAUAGCUGCCUACAGCGAGGACGUGUACUCGAAAAACGCGUUCGCAGCCCCGAAAGACGGCGCCGGUUCGGCGAUGAUCGCGAGAACCCGUCCGAGUCCGUUCAGCAACUCUUGCGUGAUCUCGAUGAAGCCGUUCCUUUCGGCGGGUCCCGUCGCCACGAGCCACGAGGCGAAGUUCAGCACAGAGACGUCCGCGGUGCAGAAAAAUCUUAGAAAUUCUCGCGGCGACUCGGUCGAGAGCGGAGGAGCCGAGAACGAGCUGGAGAGGUCCGCGACCUACGCGGCGAUCAUCGAGAGGUACAGCCACACCGUGACCCUGAACGUCGACCCCCGAGCAUGGGGAAGCAACGGAAUAUCGAGACGGCACGUCUCCACGAAGUUCGACAACGUGUCGGGGACGGCCGGGGAGACGGAGGGCGUCGCGGUGGCCGCCGAGACGAAAGAGAUCGUCGGGUGCAGCAAGAAAAGUAUCCCGGACGGUUCGAGCGGGCCAAAAGCGAACGACAACCGCGAAAAAAGAGAGGUCAGGCGGGAAUCCCAGACGACUAAGGAUGUAAUAAAGGAUCCGAGGCGAAUCGCAACGAUGAAGGAUGACACUGACGCCAAGUCGCGGGAGAAGUUGGCGUCGCAGCCGGCGGAGGAGCCAAGCGAUUGGCUGGAGAAGAUGGUCGAGGCGCACAAGAAGAGGAUCAGGGACAGAAAAGCGGCGUCCGCAAGAACUCCGGAAGGGGCCAAUGAGAACGUCGAGAUGUCCGGUAACAAGCCCACGAAUCCGAUAUCCGACUACAUCAGGCGCGGAGCUACGGGCUCGAACGCUCAGAGAGGAGCGGGCCAGGCGUCGACGAGCAACUCCGCCCAGUCGUCGGCCGUCUCCGAUCCGGCCAGGCAGCCUCAAAUAGAGCUGAGGAUGACGCCUUCGCAGAACGAGUCGGUGGUAGCCAUCAACGUGGACGAGCUCUCCCGGAACUUCCAGGCCGGCCAGGAUCGUCUCUCGGUGGUGAUCUCUUCGAAGAAGAACGCGAACGCUCCUGACAGGGCGAACGCGGAAACUCGGCCAGAUUUCGGCUCGAUGCAGAUAUCCAUCAGCGAGGACACCGUCCCGGUGAAGCAGAUCGAGUUCUCGAUCAACGGGAAGCCGGUGUCGGAGUUGAAGAGCAUCGUCGCCAGAACGGACAAACUGGACGUGCUCGGCUCUAUGGACAAAGUGGAGAUCAGGAUACCGUCCAAGGAUAACAACAAUGCUAGGACGACGAACCAGCAAUACGUAGCCAGGCCAGCGGCCCACCCGGCUGUUCUGAAUCUUCAUAUAAACGCUAAAUUCAACGAUCCGCGAGUACAACAGCCGAAAAGCACCGGAGCGAAGCGCGAAACUUCCCCCGCAACGCCUCGAGUUAUCCCCCCGAAUCAGAGUCCUGUUCCUCCGAGGUCGUACAAGGUUUCGUCCAGCAGCCAAAACGAGCCAGUAAGCAAACCCGGCGAUACGGUUGCCAACGUCGAAGGCGGCGAAGAGCUCCUUAGAAAGUCACAAAUUAAUCCUACCGAAGUGUUUCAGAGAGGAGCUAGCAGAACGCCCUCCAACAACCUCGCCGGAAACGUGGACAAAGCAGUGAGUGAAAACGCGAACUCGGGAGCGAAUCAGCUACCCAGGAAUUCUCAGGACACAAGGGUGAACCCUGAGAAGCCUGGACGGGAUGGUUCGAACCGAGAACCGUCGAACAUGAUACCGUGGUGGUCCUCCGAGGAGGCUUUCAACAACAUCAAGAGGAAAGGAAGCGGCGGCAAGGACGCGUCCCCGGGAAUAGUCGACGCUGUUGCAGAGCCGAAGAGACCCGAAGCGAGCGUCGAAAGGAUCUGCAAGAUCUCGGACUACAAGCCUGAGAGCGCGGAUAUCGGCAAAUCUGCGGAGAAUGCGGAGAUCGUCGCGCAAUCGUCGCGAAUGGAAGUCGAACGAAAGGAAGUCAGAGUCGAAAGGUCGCGCGAGCUUUCGGACGCCAAUGUGGUCAAGGUGACGAGCUCGCAGAGAUACGUGCCCACGAACAAAUCCUCGAAACAACACGCGAAACGGAAGAGUAAAGUGGCGAAGAAGGCGAGCCGCGUCAGGUCCACGACGAAGACGACUCCGAAACAGCAUUUCGACUGGCCGAUCAACUCGGUGCCGUCUCCGAAGGUCGUGAAAUUCGUAGCGGUGACUCCCCGGAGGGUCGACGUGGACAGCGGAACGGAAACGAAGAGCGCGGCCGUGAAAAAUCGGCCGACAAUCGAAGAGGAGACCAGGGGACAGAGGGGGGACGCGGCACGAGCGGCGGACGGAAACGCGGAGCGCUCGGACACGGUAAUCGAACCGGCCGAUUUAGAGAGAUCCGCUAAUAGAUCUGCUGGUGUUUCAGCCAAGUCUGCGUCGGCUGCGAGCGAAUCCGGUACGGGAGCUGCGGAAGGGAAAGCGCCGGACAAAAUGAGCGACGCGAUUAAAAAGCUUCUGCCGGGAGGUCGGCCACCCGGCAAGCGCGUCGUCGAUCGCAGAAUGGCGGAGAUCCUGAAGAGCAUGAAACCGAUCGAGAAGCGGGAGGAUGGCACCUUGAUCGAUUACGGGGUGACGGUGUCCUCGAGGAAACCGUCGAAAAGCAGGACCGACGCGAACGGCGUGCCGCAGGUUCUGCCGGUGUCGAAAAAUCUGGCCGAUCGACCGAACAGCGCCAAGCUGAAGCAAGAUGCACCUGGCCGGAUCGAAAUUAUUCGUGAACUGAAAGUAUCUACGAAGACGAAGGAAGUUAAGGACGAUCGGGCGAAGGUUCUCGAGGGCGAGAAGUUGUCGUCUGGACGGAAAGAAGUGCCGAAGUCCAAGGGUUGGGACAAGGUCGUCGAUCUUGCGAAGAUCUCCUCGGUCAAGAAGGAGACCCUGACGGAGCCGAAAGUCGUAACUAAGCAAUCGAAGGUCGUUGAACCGGUCAAGGUGCUCUCGGCGAAGAAGCCAAACGUGCCGGAAGACGCGACGUCCUCGACGACGAAGAAGCAGUUGCAUCAAGGACCCGGGAAUAUAACCUAUCAGCCGCGGCUGGACUCGGAGUACAUGCUUUCGAAACAGUGGGUUCCAGAUGCGGAUCGAGAAUCGGACAAGUUUCGACACUCUCGAGCAAAGGCGCGACUCGAAGGGACGAAGGAGACCGUCGAUGCACCGAUAAGCUCUGAUUCGAUGAAAAUAUUGCCGACCGAAAGGACCGGCGGCGGGGCAAAUUUAGUAAAAUCAAAGGUUUCUUCGAAGCCGACGCGGGAGUCUGCCGAUAAAAAGGAAACGCCGUCGAUUACGUCGAAAGGAUUGGAAGCAAGAUCGGGUGUCACGGAGUCGUACAACCCUCAACUGACUGUGAAAAAAUGUCGGAUCCGCUCCUGUCCGCCGACGCAACGCGCCGCGGACAAAAAAGCCGAAAAGAUGCCUCCAGAAAUUGUGGACGAACGUUUCAAGGUGACCGGAGCUGCGCCGUUGAAAGGAACGAUUAGACAACAGCCAUCGAAAGGCAAUUUAGCUAAUUUCUCGAAGGUCGGCAAGGUGGAAAGGGUGGAAACACCCAGGCCAGAUAACACCGAAUCUGGCGGAGGGUCUUCAGGCUUCGGCAACUUUAUCGUAGGACCCGCAGGCUUGAAAUCGUCAAGGUCGUUUGUGAUGCACACGAUAACUUCGGCCGACAAAGUAUCCAAACGUGUGUCGACCUCGUUGCAAAGAGAAGAGAAGCUUCGCGGCGAGGAAAUGACCGACGUCGAAAAGCCGAUCAACGAAGAACAUCGUCAAUUGUAUCUGGCACCGAGUCGAAGCGAGAGGCCGGAGAAGGAUUUGUUGUACGCGUCCUGGUUGCAACGCUUCAAGAACAGCAUCGACGAUGACAAGAUAUUGUAGUAAAUCCGUUGAACCCGAUUCGCGCUUGUUGCCGCUCGAGCUUCGCCAACUUCACCAAAUUAUUUCGCAGUUCGGGCCGAUUUUUCAGAAUCUUAUUUUGUACCCUUCUUAUACAGUAUUUUAUGUAUAUUUUUGUUACCUCCACAUCACGUAUUGUAAACGAAUGAGAUCAACAUUAUUCGUCAUCGUUCGUAUCGUAUCGACACCCUCGUCUUCCCUCGAAUCUUCGAAGAUAUUUUGCUCCAGCAACAACAACAAAAAACUUCCCGAGCAUCGACCGAUCGUCUCGAAGCUCGUCUUUAAUUUCACCGGAAAAGUGUACGGAGCUCGUUUAUAAAUAAAAACGUGUGCACAUUGUUCCCAUUC